AUGACAUCCAAGUUGAAUGAGAUGAAGUAUGCAGCGGUAAUGGGGGCGUUCAUCAACACAACUGUAUAUAAUAACACUGUGAAUAAUAGUACAUAUGACAUACCAGAGAAACAUCAAUCUGUGCUGUCCAUGUAUCAGACGGAACAGCUUAUUUUACUUUGGUUUCUCUUCGCAUUUGUUGUUAUUGGAAAUGCUAUUGUUUUAGUUUCUGUUUGCUUAGUGAGGCACAAGAAGUCUAGAAUGAACUUUUUCAUCAUGAACCUCGCCAUCGCAGACUUGUCCGUCGGAUUGUUGAACAUUCUACCAGAUAUUAUACACAGAUACACUCGCGAAUUUUAUGGUGGUGAGAUUGUAUGUAAACUGGUGAAGUAUGUUCAGGCAAUUGUUGUUUACGGGUCAACGUACCAGUUGGUGGCGCUUAGUAUUGACCGAUACGAUGCAAUCGUACAUCCUAUGAACUUCUCUGGCAGUGACAAACGAUCGAUGAUAAUGGUGAUUUCUAUGUGGGUAGUGGCAUUUAUAUUAGCUGUACCGAGUCCAGUGUUUUUUGAGGAAACUGUCCUUGAAAAUGGUGAAGUUCAGUGCUGGAUAGAGCUUCCGCAAACUAAUGCAAUAGCAAAUACUGAAUCCUGGUUAAAAGAUACUGGCGAUGAACCAGUCAUUGAAGAAGUUACACCACCCGGUUACUCCUACGGUCACUUUCCACGUGAAAAAUCAGCAGGCAGCGGUAUAGCCUUUAUAUAUAAACCUAGCGUAGUUGUUAGCAACUGGAAGCCGUUAAUAAAUGUCGUCUCAUUCGAGGCUGUCGCGAUUGAACUUCGUUACUAUGCAUUUAUUGUGUGUUGGAGUCCAUUCACAUUGUGGUUCAUACUUGAAAUAUAUGGUCACAUACCGAAAAACGAUUUGACGAUGACAAUUCACAUCAUAGUUCAAAAUCUGCCAUCAUUGAACAGCGCCACUAAUCCAGCUAUUUAUGGGCUAUUCAGUACGAAUAUUUGCAAAGAGUUGAGACGUAUACCCGCUUUGAAUUGGAUAGCAGCGAAAUUACCAUGUUGUGAAGAGUGGUCGCCACGACCACGGUCCACAACGUAUCGUGAUACCAAUUAUACUGAUGUCAGUAUGACUGAACCACCAAUUCCAAUGAAAGUUAAAGAUGAUACUAAUUCCAAAGAGUUGAUUGAAGGAGUUUACACUUCACUGUGA
Molecule: messenger RNA, 1203 nt
Organism: Saccoglossus kowalevskii
Lineage: Eukaryota; Metazoa; Hemichordata; Enteropneusta; Harrimaniidae
Product: neuropeptide S receptor-like
Biological process (GO): G protein-coupled receptor signaling pathway
Cellular component (GO): membrane
Molecular function (GO): neuropeptide receptor activity; vasopressin receptor activity
Source: RefSeq, a predicted model, not a curated record